This is a messenger RNA of Hipposideros armiger (great roundleaf bat), 4259 nucleotides long. RefSeq names its product synaptotagmin like 5 (gene SYTL5). NCBI's taxonomy places the organism in Eukaryota, Metazoa, Chordata, Mammalia, Chiroptera, Hipposideridae. Bases 470 to 2575 code for a protein of 701 amino acids. Gene Ontology annotation, cellular component: exocytic vesicle; plasma membrane. The transcript is spliced from 16 exons. Gene Ontology annotation, molecular function: neurexin family protein binding; small GTPase binding; phospholipid binding. The record is from RefSeq and is a predicted model, not a curated record. Gene Ontology annotation, biological process: intracellular protein transport; exocytosis.
UAGGUACCUUGGCUGAGUGACUGAUUAAUGCAGUUAGUCAAGUCAGAGAAGCCUGUAUUCCAGAUGAAAACUUCCUAAGUCUGAGGCAUCUGUUUGUGUAAAAGUGGUUUCUGCGUUCUGCUCCAGUGGAUCUGAUUCCUACUCUGUAGCUUUCUGAAGGAUUAACGCUGAGCAUCAUUAGUGAAACUCAGCUGCUACCUCUGUACACCACAGCAAAGGCUUUGGAGAGCUUUUUCAGUUAAAACAAUAAUGACUUUCUUGGACUGUAAUCCCAGUGGUGCCUGUUUUCUGUGGAGCCUGGAAGAAUACCUAACUACCAUUGGCAGUUAGUUCUUCAGAGACCUUAUAAAAACCACUCUGCGUCAAACAACUGAGUGACUCAAGCUUGCUCACAGGGACCUUAAGAGUUGGGGAUAUCUAUUCACUGGAAAAUUCAACCACUGAUACUCAGAGCUGCUGCUGAAAUACCAUGUCUAAGAACUCGGAGUUCAUCAAUUUGUCAUUUUUAUUAGAUCAUGAGAAGGAAAUGAUCCUGGGAGUCUUGAAGAGAGAUGAAUAUUUGAAAAAAGUGGAGGACAAGAGAAUAAGGAAGCUGAAGAAUGAUCUCUUAGAAGCAAAACGUAGAAGUGGGAAAACUCAACAAGACACCAGCAGAGUCUGUGUCCACUGUCAGAGAAACCUGGGCUUAAUAUUUGACCGGGGAGACCCAUGCCAGGCCUGCUCUCUAAGAGUGUGCAGCGAGUGUCGGGUCUUGGGCCUUGAUGGCAGCUGGAAGUGCACUGUCUGUGCUAAAGUCGCGCAGCUAAGGAUUGUAACUGGUGAAUGGUUUUUUGAAGAAAAGGCAAAGCGUUUCAAGCAAGCCAAUGUUCUAGGCACUGAUGUUGUCCGACAGUCCAUCUUAAGAAGAAAUCCAGCUGAAGAACUACAAAGCCAAGAGCAAACACGCCAGGAUGCAGAAAAGUCAAACACUUCACCUUCUGCUGGACAGAAGGCCAGUCAUGAUGGGCCCAGGAGAAAGGGAUUUCUUCUUAGCAAGUUCAGAUCAGCAACCAGAGGAGAAAUCAUCGUAGCUCCAAAAACUGGAAGUGGGCGGAGCUACAGCGUGGACUUAGACGGCCAACAUUUUCGGAGUUUAAAGUUAGCCCCAGGUUCCGACAGGGGAAGCACUGGUUCAUCAGAUCUUAAUGACCAGGAAGGUGGUCCUGAGACUCCAAAGAGCAGCCAGAGCAACAAUAUGACCCCAAUCACUCAGAGAUCACCGGCCCCAAGCACAAGGAGCGUGGCUUCAGUCAGCAGUAGAGAACAUGGUUUUGAAAAUUCUGUGGAUUUGUCUGCCUUUGAAAGCACCUCAGAGGACCUCACAAGGAGUCAUCGCAGAAACACUUCCGGCACACCUUCCAUAGCAGUAUCUGGGGCCUCUUUCUCCUCAGACCGGAGUCAAUCUGAGUUAGAUUUGAGUGGAUCAUUUACAGAAGACUUAGAGGAUACAGUAAACGUAAGAAGCAAGUCUGUCCCUGGAGUUUUAGACAAAGACUUGACCAGCCUUAACAGCAUGAUGAGCGUUUACAGUGAAACGGGAGACUAUGGCAACGUGAAGGUCAGUGGUGAAAUCCUUCUGCACAUCAGCUACUGCUACAAAACUGGCGGGCUCUACAUUUUUGUCAAGAAUUGCAGAAAUCUGGCCAUAGGAGAUGAAAAGAAACAGAGGACAGAUGCUUACGUCAAGUCGUACCUUCUUCCUGACAAGUCUAGAAACAAUAAACGCAAGACCAAAAUCAGAACAGGCACUAAUCCAGAAUUCAAUGAAACGCUAAAGUACACUAUCAGCCAUACCCAACUGGAAACGAGAACUCUGCAGCUCUCAGUCUGGCAUUAUGAUCGAUUUGGACGUAACAGUUUCCUUGGGGAAGUGGAGAUUCCUUUUGACUCGUGGAACUUUGAAAAUCCAAGUGAUGAGUGGUUUGUGCUUCAGCCCAAGGUGGAAUUUGCUGCUGACAUUGGCCUUCAAUACAAAGGAGAGCUGACAGUUGUUUUAUGUUACAUUCCCCCAGAGGAGAACCUGAUGCGUUCACUAGGACAACUUCAAGGAAAGAAGACCAUUAAAAGAGAAAAGAAGAAGGCGUCGCCUGUAAUUUCUGGAGGAAUACUAGAAGUAUUCAUCAAAGAGGCAAAGAAUCUGACCGCAGUGAAGUCAGGAGGCACUUCUGAUAGCUUUGUGAAGGGCUACCUGCUCCCUGAUGAUAGCAAAGCCACCAAGCACAAAACUCUGGUAAUAAAAAAGAGCGUUAACCCUCAGUGGAAUCAUACUUUCACAUUCAGUGGCCUGCAUCCCCAGGAUUUAAAGAAUGUUUGCCUAGAACUUACCGUCUGGGACAAGGAGGCCUUUUCCAGCAACAUCUUUCUGGGAGGAGUUCGUUUGAAUUCCGGAAGCGGUGUGAGCCAUGGGAAGAAUGUGGAUUGGAUGGACUCUCAGGGGGAAGAACAACGCCUUUGGCAGAAGAUGACCGACAAUCCUGGUACUCCCAUAGAGGGUAUACUCAUGCUCCGUUCUAGCAUGGGGAAGCGUCAGCUCUGAAGGUACCAUUCUCCAAAAUGAGGCCUCCCAGGACUGUCUGACUGCCAUUUCCUACCAGUAGCAGGCUUGGGACCUCGGAUUCCUCUUCUCUGCCAUUCUUUACCUGAGGACAGUGGAACAUGAAGGGAGAGAGAUCAGGGUGAUGAACAUUGCCAUAGGCCAGGGCCUUCUUGAUUGGAUGAUAGAAAGUGUACCAAACUGUCCUGUUAAAAAGCAAAUUGUUCAAUGAUACAUAGGCUUUAUAACAUAAGGGAAGUGGUGCAAGCUUAUUUGACAGUACAGGUGAGAUUAGGAGUCCCCAUUUUUUCUUGUUAUGAGUUAAUUUAGUUUUCCUCAAAUGGUUUGAGGGAAAAGGGGAGCACUCAAAAUGUAGAUCACUUGAAGAGUAAGAAGGGAUACUGGCUACCUUUCCUCACCUUGGGAAUCCCCAUGAUCUAAAGAAGGCAUUGUAGGGAUGGUUGCUAGGACCAGGAGAUGGCCCUGUUAUUGUAGCAAUCUUGUGGCUUAACUAGGUAAGUUUUCAAGAUGAACUGACAAGUUUUUCUGUGGUGACUAUAUAAUUUAUAAUCUAAAUCAGCCCAUUUUUCAGAGUGAGGAGAACUAAAUCAUUACACAAGAUGUGACUAGAACAAUAGAUGUAAAAUCAGGAUUGACCUGGAAAAUUGGGAUGUAGGGUCACCCUAGUUAUGGCCUAGCUAUGAGAGAGGUCUGUUUGUUAAUAUGUAUUUUAUAAAGUGUUCUAAGUCAUUAACUAAAAGGGAAUAAGACAUAGCAUACAUUUUGAGCCCUGCUUGUAUUGUGUCUACUGAUACUCCAUUGGUCAAAGGAAGUCACGUGGCCAAGGCCGAAAGCAAGAGGGAGGGAAAUACACUCUGCUCACAGUGAAGCCAUGGCAAGAGUAAGAAUGCAGGAAGAGAUGAAGAAUCAUGGCCAAUAGUUCAAUCUACCAUACCUUCUGUCACCUGGCAUUUCAGAUGCUUUAGACACCAAACUUAGAUGCAAAGGUAGUUGAAGCUGAAAGGGGCCUCAGACUUGGUUCCUCAUUUUGUAAAUUCCAAAUCUGAACUCACGGAGAUGAAAUGACUUGCCCAAGAUCAUAUAGAAGUAUCUGGACUUAAAUCCAGGGUGUGACUCCUAGGCCAGUGUUCUUCCUACUGUAGCCCAUGGCAUGAUCAGGGUGGACGGGAGGACAUAGAUGACGGAAGGUGGAGUAGAGUCUGAUUAUUUGAGUAAGAACAUACCUGACCUACUCUGCUUUUGGAGUCAUCUUGUAGCCCCUCAACUCAUUUAUUUUUUCAUUUGAAUUCUUAUAAAAUCCUUAAAAGGAUAGAACCUGAAUUUCAGUAGUAGGAAAGCUAGAAUCACCUUCAGGCUUAUUCUAGCUUAUUAUUUUGUAUUCUAAAUUUCUUCUUGAAUUUUGAAUACAUAUUUAAGAAUAUAUUCAGCAUUAUUCUUAGUAAGAGAAUAAGCAACCCAUUUUCAAUAUUAUUUUUAAAAAAUAGGCUAAUUCUAGAAAAUUGAAGUUAGUGGUCUAAGUGUAACUUCGUACUUAUGGCACAUUUUAAUUUAAAUAAAACUCCCAUCCAUAUUCCUAUACUGCCCUUCUUAAAACAGAACACAAAAUAUGUAAGAUCAUCACUACUUUCUAUAUCGUAAAAAUAAAUUGUCUUCAGACUUGAUGUGA